AUGGAUGAUGAAAAAGAUGUCUAUUUCGAUUGCGUUGAAUAUCAAGAAUUCGACCACAAUAUUCAUACUCUAUCGCUCUAUAAAAGUGUUAUUCAGCUACCUACUCCCCUUCAUCCAUGGAUAUCUGAACUACAAUUUUCAAUACAUCGAAAAACAAGCGUAUUACGUCGUCUUUUAAAUUAUUUUAAACGAUCCAAAAAACAUUUUUUAUCGAACCUAAUCGAACAAUUUAUUCGUGUACACGCCGGAUAUUUUAGUCAUCCAAUUGGUUCUCGUUUUCAUGUCUCAUAUGCAAACGAAAAAUGGCUUCUUAUUUUAAAAAAGAUGAAACUUGUUAACUAUCCAACGUAUCCAUAUCCUCGAACAAGAAUUAUAAUCAUUCGUAAAGGUCUAUCAUACAUAGUAAGAUAA
Messenger RNA from Rotaria socialis, 411 nucleotides. Lineage: Eukaryota; Metazoa; Rotifera; Eurotatoria; Philodinida; Philodinidae. The record is from the annotation of a GenBank genome assembly.